AAACCAGUGCAAGAAAUGGUACCUCGAUCUCUUCCACCAAUCGUAGAAAAUAAAUGUGAUGAAUUUGUAAAAAAAUUCGUUACUCGUGACAAUCGUUUACCUCAGGCCCUUUUGCAUGAUGGAACGUGGAAAGAGUCUGAUAAAAAACUAGUAGAAGUCGUGAAUGGAAUUUUGGAAACACUGUAA
Molecule: messenger RNA, 186 nt
Organism: Ambispora gerdemannii
Lineage: Eukaryota; Fungi; Glomeromycota; Glomeromycetes; Archaeosporales; Ambisporaceae
Source: the annotation of a GenBank genome assembly